UGACCUGAGGAGGGAGAGACGGGACAACAACCUCUGAGAGAAAGCAAGGACUGCUGCAGAGAGGGACAGAAACUGAGGGGAGAGCCAGACAUUUUUCUGCCAAAGGAGAAACACUGGACUCCAGAUACAAAGAUGACCAAAGCCUCUGUGCUGGCCUUGCUGCUCCUUUGGGCCUAUCCACUGGACCUCUACCGAGCCCCCUAUGAUGACAGGAAAGAUCCAGACCCGAGCUGGGACAGAGUGCACCCAAAGGACCACCAUCAAGGUGCCAGGCGCAGGGAGGUGAGGGAGUGCAGACGCUGCUGUGACCCAGGAGAGGAGCCGGCCCAGUACUCCAGUCAGCAGUACCCCCAGUACCAUAUCGUACCUCAGAUCAACAUCACUCUGCUCAAAGGUGAGAAAGGAGAUACCGGAGAACGAGGGCCUUAUGGUAAAUCAGGCAGAUCUGGUCAGACGGGCCCUCCAGGUCCUGGUGGCAUAAAGGGCAGCAAAGGCAGCAUGGGCCUCCCCGGUGAACCCUGCAAGUCUUACUUUUCAGCCUUCUCCGUCGUUCGCAAGAAGGGUCUCCAAUCCAAUGACUACUACCAGACUCUGGUUUUUGACACGGAGCUCGUAAACCUCUACGGCCACUUCAACAUGUUUACCGGUAAGUUCUACUGCUACGUGCCCGGCAUCUACUACUUCAGCCUGAACGUGCAUACGUGGAACCAGAAGGAGACGUACCUGCACGUGAUGCACAACGAGCGUGAGGUAGUGAUCCUCUACGCCCAGCCCAGUGAUCGCUCCAUCAUGCAGAGUCAGAGUCUGAUGCUGGAGCUGGAGAGUAGCGAUCAGGUCUGGGUCAGACUCUUUAAAGGGGAGCGGGAGAAUGCCAUCUUCAGUGAUGAGUUUGACUCUUACAUCACCUUUAAUGGACACCUGAUUAAGCCUAAGAGUGAACUGUAGGUAGGAGAUGGGACAUGUUUGAGAUUAUUAUGAAUAGAGGCGGCCGUGAACUACCUUAAUGUGUAAUUUUUAUGUCAAGAACAGAAAAAGAGCUUAUUGUUUAAAUUGCCUGAGUCAAGCCAGACAGGACUAGAAAAUUCCUUUUGUUGCAUUUAUGUGUAAUUUAACAGAAUUUGUGGUAUUUUUUAAAAUUAAGUCAAGAUGUAUUCAGUGUAUUGCCUUCACUUAAACUCCUUAUUGUGUAUUUUUUGUUUUUAAAGGAUAAAUUCAAAGUCAAAUGCUAUGCAAAGAAGCACAGAGGGAGUGAGAUCCUCUCUUGUAUCGUGUUUCUCGUAAAACCUUGUGGCACAACCAUUGCUAGCUUACUUAUGCAAUUAUUUCCUUUAUAUCUUAGCAUUUUAUUUUUUAUAUUUUCUAUAUUCAAGUACCCCUCCAUCUCUGCCAGUCCUGUCUUUCAUAUGGUGCUAACUGCACAGGACAGGAAUUCAGCAGCAACCAUUUUCCUGUAAUGUCACACUCAGGGAGGCAAAUUCAAAAGUUCUUACCAUGUCAGACUGUAUCAAGAUGUCAGUAAAGCCUGGCACAUGCUAACAGAUUUUUUUCUAAAUAAACUCACCACGUGUCCGCCGUUUUUUUGGUCUGCACUGGUGGCGUGACGUCACCUCAACAGCCCUCCUCGGCCCAUAGGACAUGACGGACUGGCUGUGUGUUUUGCUGCUUGCAGCAGCUGCUGCCCCUCUCCGCUCUGGCACGUCCUGCCACAGCUUUCAAACCAGGCACAAAUGUAAUGUGUGUUGGCCACAGCUCCCUGCUGUCUAAGCCCUGUCAUCCUUCAGAAAUUUUACCUCAAUAAACCUCCAAACCUCCACGUCCUCCUCCUGUCAGUCUCCAAGCCCCCCGAGAUAAUCUCCAUCAGGAAAGAUGUAAACUCCUUAGGGAUGCUGUCAGCUCUGGUGUAAGUGUAGGGCUUUGUUUUGCUGCUUGUGAUGGAGCGCCGGGCCGCUGCAUUCGUACGCGCGGCCCCAUGCCACCUCAAUAGGUAGCAUUCAGUAGUCUCCUGAUAAUCAAGUGCAUGUACUUAUUACCAGAUUUUAUCCAGCAGGGUGAAAGAAACCAUUUUACUGUUGUUUAAGUAAAGUCAACUCAAAGUGAACAAGUAACAUCUGAGGUGCGGGCUGUCAGUGUGCUUGUUUACUCCUCUGUCCAGUAGGUGGCAGUAACCAGGUUAAAGCAACACUCAAAAAGGCAGAAAAAGAAGAAGACGACAGAUAGUCUGAGCAUGUGCUAGCACAUUUCAACUUUUGUGCAGCUCUAUUGAUGUUUCUGAAUCUAUAAGGUAAGGCAUACUGAACAUUCAUGAUCCACUGAAAAAGCACAGCAACCCACUUCCAGGUCUACUGAAAAACUGACCAUUAAGAAGAUAAAAAGACUUCUCUAGAAAGAAAAUCUGUCAACAUUCAAUGAUCACCAGAUGUUUCUUAUUUUGUUUUAUUCCACAUUUACCUCUCAGGGUUUAGAUCCUAUUAACGUUCCUGAAAGAAACAUUUAUGCUCUUUGUCCUGUUAAUGGAGUUUCUGACUUAAACCGCCCCUAACCAUCCUUAAACCUCAGAGAAAACUCUGAAGCACAAUGCCUUUUUCUGUUUAAGUUAUUCUUUCAUUGUUAAAACCGAUCUACAGUAACCAUCAUGCAUUUCUACUACUGACUGCUCAUCCUCAGGUUCAUGAUAAUAAUAAACAUAUUUUACUGGUGACGCACUUUUCAUCUACAAAUCUCAAAGAAAACAUACUAGAAGAAAUAAAGUUAAAAGAGUAGCAACCAGAGAUAAAUGCAAGAAGUCAAUGCAAGACCAUGAGUGUUAAAAACAGUUACAAAGCAGCAGCACUGGACUCAGAAAUGCUUAUUGAAAAAUAAAUGCGUUUAGUCUGGCGCCCUCAGGUGGUCAGAAGUGGUGUUUCACAGCUUUGGAGCAGCAGACUGGAAGGCCUGAUCCCUCAAAGCGUGGAGUUUUUUUGUUGGGGGGAUGGUGAUGGUUUGUGUUUAUGUAUCAGAGGUUUCUUGUUGUAUUGUAUGGGAAGAGCAGGACCUGGAGAUGAGGAGGGCUUUGCCAUGAAUGCUUUGAUAGAUCAACAGGGAGAUUUAAUCAAACUGGAAGUGCACAAAAAGCCAGGGGAGGAGGAGGUUAAGGCAUGGGUUUGGUCUAGGAGACUACCAAAACAAUCAUAUGACACACUUGGGGAUUAUUCAGACAGAUAACUGGCCUCCAUUAUCGUCGGAGGAGGCACAUCUGGCCUCAAAUUGCGCUUAAAAUCGCAUCUUGUGUGAGCAGCUUUAGUCAAGGGCAGAGUCGGUGAUCCUCCUGAAGUGGUUGAAAGAAAUCUUGCACAGGUGUUUAGAAGAUUGAGGGUCAGUUUCACUUUCAGUUUUGAAAGUGAAGAGACAAUGAAAUGGUCUAGUUAGGGUAAGAAAUGCUGUUUAUGUUGGAUAACUGGAUCAUGAAUGACUCAUCAACUCUAAACUUGAAGGGUUUUGUUUUUCAUCCCUCCUUCUUCUCCAAGCAGGAAUGUAUGUAGAGGAAGAUGUCCUGACUGUAGACGGGGACGGCUCAGUUCUUAGGUAGAGUUGGUAUAUUAGUAUAGUUGUAACUCAUCAGCAUAGCAGUGGAGUUCUCUAGCUCACCUCAACCACUCUGCCCUCCUUCUACCCCUUCAGAGAUUUUUACAGCAUGUGACAUGUUUUCCACUACACCACUGUAACCUAAUAUAUUCAGAAAAAAAGAUGCUCUGACAUUAUCAUUCCUCUCAAACCAUGCUUUUCCUGUUAGAAUAUAAUGUUACCUCCAAACUCUGUAAUAAAUGAUUCCUCCA
Molecule: messenger RNA, 3812 nt
Organism: Cheilinus undulatus (humphead wrasse)
Lineage: Eukaryota; Metazoa; Chordata; Actinopteri; Labriformes; Labridae
Product: complement C1q tumor necrosis factor-related protein 1-like
Exons: 6
Coding region: 133-945 (270 amino acids)
Molecular function (GO): protein binding
Source: RefSeq, a predicted model, not a curated record